AUAGAAAAGAAACGAAAAAAAAAAUAAACGACGAGUAAAAUAAAUUGCUUGCCUUAAAACCAACAUCUAACGACAUAAAAAUUAAACGAAUCGUUUUUUGAAAAUUAAAAUUAAAUAACUUCUAAAUAGUGCCUGAUAUAGAGAAAAAUUAAGAGAAAUUUUAAGGGAAAAAACUUGAAAAACAUAGCAAUAGUCGAGUCAAUAGUAGAGAGAAUAAACUCGAAGAAAAAUCCUCGUAAUAUAAUAACAAUUAUAAUUGAAGAAUCGAUAGUGUAGCGUUAUUUUUGUUCAAAAAAGUAGUCAGAGUCAGCUCGUUUCCCUUUCGCCUGCAAUUUUUCAAGUAGAAAACAGAAAAAAUUUAGAAUAAUGUCCCAGCUAGUACUUUGUAAUGAUAACAACAAUAACACCGACAACACUAGUGAUGAUUCUAACCAGCCGCCAACUAUUUACCGUUGUAGAGCGCCCAUCGCUAGUUUAGACUGCAUGGAAGAGUUCAGUGCGGGCAGCGCUCUCAGUGCACUCGGUGACCGGCAGAGCGAUGGAACCAUCACCAAAGAACAGUUAUUGCUUAGCGGUCUCACGCACACGGCACCUUCUGCUCACAUACAACUUAGUAAACAAACUGCAAUCACCCCAGGUUUAAGAUAUAGAAAUUUGGGCAAAAGUGGAUUAAGAGUUUCCAACAUUGGAUUAGGAACUUGGCCCACUUUUGGACCAACAGUAACUGAAGAGCAAGCCGAACAAAUUAUCUCCUUGGCUGUUGAUAGUGGAAUUAAUGUUUUUGAUUUAUCAGAAGCACAUUCAGGUACACGAGCUGAAGUUGAAUUAGGAAGAAUUUUAACGAGAAAAGGUUGGAAACGAACGAGUUAUAUCGUUACUACUAAAAUUUAUUGGAGCACAAGAUCGGAAGAGAGAGGAUUAUCUCGAAAGCACAUAAUAGAAAGUGUUAAAGCAAGCUUAUUGAGGUUACAAUUAUCUUACAUCGAUGUCGUAAUCGUCCAUAAAGCCGAUCCAAUGUGUCCCAUGGAAGAAAUAGUGAGAGCAAUGCAUUAUGUAAUUAGCCAAGGUUGGGCGAUGUAUUGGGGUACAGCACGUUGGUCACCAGUAGAAGUAAUGGAAGCUUACACAAACUGCCGCCAAUUCAAUUGUGUAACUCCAAUAGUAGAACAAUCCGAAUACCACAUGUUUUGCCGCGAAAAAACCGAAUUGUACAUGCCGGAAUUGUACAACAAAAUCGGCGUUGGUUUAAUGGCAUGGUCUCCAAUCUCCAUGGCUUUAGCCCAAUGUAAAGAAGAAGCAGGAGUUCAGCUUUUCUCGCGGGCGAGUUUUCGUAAUAAAUAUAGCUCAUUCUCAUGGACAGAAGAUGAAAAUGCAGCCUCAAAUAAAGAUGGUUACAAUUGGAUGAAAGAUAGAAUCCAACCGGAGGAAUCAAGACGACAACAAGAAAGAAUCCGGGAAUUGAGUGGCUUAGCAGAACGGAUGGGGUGCAGUUUGGUGCAGCUUGCAAUUGCGUGGUCUUUAAAAAAUGAGUCGGUUCAAUGUUUAUUAUUGGGAGCUAGUAGUGUUGAUCAAUUGUAUGAUAGCAUACAAUCAUUGCAGUUGGUACCAAAAUUAAAUACGAAUGUAAUGGCUGAAAUUGAAAGGAUUUUGGAGAAUAAACCGACGAGACCGCCUAUGGUUUCAACUCUGGCGCUUAGAUGACAAUCAAUGUGCCCUCCUGGCUCUAUCAGUGGGGGCCAGGGAGGCACAAGUAACGCAGACAGUCCAAAAUUAAGUGACGAAUUGAGCAACACUGAAACGGAUGCAAAAGAUGGUCAAAAGCUUCCGUUCUGCGAGAUUCAGUGACAAAAGGUGACCGAGUUUGUAAAAACUCGUCAAAAAAUUAAAACGCCCGACGAAAAGCCGUACAAAGAAAAGGUGAAGUGGUCGUACAGCCCCGACGAGGGCCCCAAAUGUACCACCGAGACGUUCCUCACCCAGAAAAAACGUAGCGGCGACAAAAAGACGAGCCCGGUUCAAGUUUGAACUAAAGCAGCUUUUUAAAAUUGAAGCUUUUAAAGUAACCGAAAAAAAAAAACUUGGACUAUUUUUGACUCUUAGUCAGAAACAGAUUUUCCAAUUUCGCAGGGAGUUACUUUUAGACACUUUCUAACCCAGAUCUGAGCUUUAAUACAAACACAUUAGAAGCUGCAUUAGAAACUUUUUCGAAAAUUUUUCUAAAAAAAUUUAUGAAGGAAAAGAAAUAUGAUGUGGAAAAAGAGGAUGUUUUUUUCCUCUCGAUAAACAAAAUCGUCAUAUAAUGAAAAUACUCUAAUAAAUAAAUUUAUGGUUAUUUCAGAAUUUCGCCUUAAGUGUUCUGAUCAUGAAAAAGUAAUAUUUCUGAAUGGAAAUUACGAGAUGAGAAUUAUUCCUGGUAACAAAAUUGUAAUGUAUUAUCCAUAUAUCUAUAUUUAAGAUUUAUUACAAAAAAUAUUUAUAUGUUUUAAGAUUAAGGAUUAAUUGGUUAGUUAAUUUUCUUUUAUAUCUUGAAAUCAAAACACGCUGUUCAAUACGAUUUUUAUUCCUCGCAUUUUUAGUUGUGAGUUUUGAUCUAAAAUGAAGAAAAAUCGGGGAUUUGAAAGUCCUGAUUUGGUGUUGUUAUAUUAUAUUUACUAUUUUAAUCUAUAAUAUAAGGCUAAAUGGCAUAUUAAGAAAGUUUAAUAUCUUAUAUUGGUGUCCCAAUUAAAGUUUCAUAUUGAACCACAAAAGUUACAACUAAAGCUUGAUAGAUUUGAAGAGAGCCAUCUGUAACAUUAAAAUUUCAAAUACGGAUAUGGAUAAUAUGGAUUUUCAAGAAAAACUUCUUUUUAUUCGUGCAAUAAAUUUAACUUUGCCACAUGAAUUAUUUAACUGUAAAAGAAAGAAUUGAAAUGAUUUUAUUUAUGGCGAAUGCAGAUAAAAUAUCGACUACGCUGUCAUUCUGGUAAAUUUACAGCUAUAACAUGUAUUGUUGAAGUUUAGAAAACCUAAACUUCAUUAUAUUCAUGAAUGGAACUAUUUGACUACAACAAGCAUGAAAGAGGUGCUUCAUUUCUAUGGGUUAUAUUAACCCCAUAUCUCUGAUAAUGCAGAAUGCUGAUUGUACAUAAUUCUAUGGUUAUUUUAAAAUGCAAUAGAUUUAUCGUUUGAAGGGAACUGUCGAAUCCAUCAUUAAGCUAACUUCGCCACCUUUUUGCAUUGCAAAAAUCCGAUCGAAUGCAAAAAAAAAACACUUCUCCGUCUUCCUCCAUUAUCUGCGUUAACAGUUACAAAUAAAAAAUCAGUAUCUCCAGAUGAGUAACAGCAGUUCUUUCAGCUUUAGACAUUUGUUUUGAAAUUAAUUACGUAUACCGGGUGUCCAAUUAGUGCGAUAUCGGACGAUAUCUCCUUACAGGGUGUCGCUAGAAGAAAAUGUUUAUAUAUAAAGUUGUUUGGUGCUUGAAGGUGC
Onthophagus taurus is the source of this 3466-nucleotide messenger RNA. It is a transcript of the gene Hk, whose product is annotated as potassium voltage-gated channel subfamily A regulatory beta subunit hyperkinetic. The record is from RefSeq and is a predicted model, not a curated record. Gene Ontology annotation, cellular component: cytoplasm; voltage-gated potassium channel complex. Gene Ontology annotation, biological process: potassium ion transport; regulation of potassium ion transmembrane transport. Gene Ontology annotation, molecular function: potassium channel regulator activity; transmembrane transporter binding; voltage-gated potassium channel activity. NCBI's taxonomy places the organism in Eukaryota, Metazoa, Arthropoda, Insecta, Coleoptera, Scarabaeidae.